AUGGUAGUUUUACCACCGUGCGUUCCCGCUGACUGUGGGAAGGAAUUCCGACACUCCUUGCGCAAGCCGAGCCCCAACUACCCCGGCAGCCCCACGUACCCAGGCGCAGCGGGCCUCGCCGCCAGCGGGAGACAGACCGACAGGGAGCCCGGGCGGCGGGCGGGCCGCGGCGGCCGGCGCGGCGCCGAGCGGGGGCCGCCGCGCCGCGAGGUGCCCGCCUUCACCGUGCAGGCGCUGCAGCGAGGCACCAGAGUGCGCCCGCCGCCCCGCGCCGCGCCCGCCCCUCCGCCGCCCGCCGACACCGCCUUCAAGCGCCUCUACACCCGCAACGAGUUCCCCGCCAAGAUCGAAGCCGGCAUCGAGGGCAAGAGGCUCGUGUGGAAGGUGCCGGUGGAGCAGCUGGACUACCAGCACUACCUGCCGCUGCUGCUGGAGGGCACGGCGGAGGGCGCGGAGCCCUACGUGUACGUGAUCGAGCAGGCGCUGGCGGACAUGGUGGCGGCGGCGCCGGCGCGCGUGCUGGGGGCCGUGCCGCGCGCCGUGCUGCCGCUGCGCGCCGCGCUGCAGUCGGGCCGGCGCGCCGCCGUGUGCCACGCGCUGCGCUGCCUGCGCCUGCUGCUGGACGCGCCGCGCGUGGGCGAGGCGCUGGUGCCGUACUACCGGCAGCUGCUGCCCGUGUGCCGCGUGCUGUACAACCGCGGCCGCGACCUGGGGCCCGGCAUCGACACCAACAACAAGCGCGGGGAGAACGAGGGCGACCUGGUGGAGGAGACGCUGCAGCUGCUGGAGCGCCGCGGCGGCCCCGACGCCUUCCUCAACAUCAAGUACAUCGUGCCGCCCUACGAGUCCGCCGUGCUCAACUAG
This is a messenger RNA of Plutella xylostella (diamondback moth), 864 nucleotides long. Lineage: Eukaryota; Metazoa; Arthropoda; Insecta; Lepidoptera; Plutellidae. The record is from RefSeq and is a predicted model, not a curated record.